Messenger RNA from Cyphellophora attinorum, 2226 nucleotides. RefSeq lists its product as uncharacterized. The transcript has 2 exons. Bases 1 to 2226 code for a protein of 741 amino acids. The record is from RefSeq and is a predicted model, not a curated record. NCBI's taxonomy places the organism in Eukaryota, Fungi, Ascomycota, Eurotiomycetes, Chaetothyriales, Cyphellophoraceae.
AUGGACCCAACUGCCACCUCGAAUCCUGAGCACAAUCCAGUUCGAAGAUCAUCAAGUCACGCGUCGCACCCGCAAUCAAUCGCAUCAUCCCGUACACAGCGUACAGACAUCUUCAGUGAUGAAUUCGCUGUCGACCGUGCCGACAUUGGCGAGAUGACACCAGCCGACACAGGCAUGGAGAGGUUGGCACCUGGAAAUCCUUCGCAGCCUCCGAAUCCUACACGCCGGGACUCACAAAGCCAACCACAAAUACCGAUAAUCAACACGACGAACGAUGAAGAGUCGUCUCCUGUAACGCCAAGUUCGAAGGAAAGGAGAGCUGACGGACCAAGCUCGUCGCGCCCGACUUCCACAAUUCUUCUGCAACAAGAUGCCGAGCCGCGCAGAUCACUCAGUGUAUCAUCACAAUUCUCGAUACCCCGAGCCCCGAGCCCUUACAAUGGCCCAACUGCACCUAGCCAGCCAUACGCCAUGUACCCACAAGUCACACGUGCUUCGAGUGUAGCAAGUGGAUCCACUGUGCGCCCUGUCGAAAGACCGUUUGUGCCACAAGGCGGUCCCGAACAUCCCUACGCCAUGUACCAGAACGCUGUACCGGAGGAAGAUGACGAUGAAGCCGACGGAUCGGAGAAUCCAGCGGCUGGGUCGGUCCUGGGCGCAGGCGGAGUUGCUUCCAGUUUCGCGGGCGGAUCGUCCUCUUCUGGGAACGAUACAGGGGACAUAGUAGGCAGGGAUGGUCACAUAGAACAGCUUCCGCCAUACACACGAUACGCUGACAAUGUUGUGGCAAAAGGGGACAUGGCCCAAAUCAAUUCGGGCGGGUCGAUGCCAGUGACGAUGCCGGCAGAACAAGCAUCACCUUCGCUGACAGAUGCGUCGCUGCUUUCGCCGAACCAGUCCAGCUCGGAAGCUGAGAUCAACCCCACGACAUCAACAUCUUCUGAGGAAGAACAAGAGAUAGCGCGGAAGGAGGGGUUGUACGAGAGGAGCAAGAGAAGGAAAUGUUGCGGGAUUCCAGUCAUUAUUGUGGUGCUUCUCGUCAUAGUCAUCAUUGUGUCUGCAGCAGUCGGCGGAGUGGUGGGCGGAAUUGUUGGCAACAGGAAAGGCGUUGACCAUGCCAAAGCAGAGUCUGCAACAACGACGACAAUGUGGCUAGAUGCUGACCCGGUUGAGACCGGACCCUCCACGCCGCCUUGCCCAACCGGUCACUUCAGCAGUAUUCCCUUCGAUGCGAUCGAGGACAUCAACCAGUGUGUUGGCAACCCUGGCCUUCAAGAAACUUGGGACUGUCUUCCUCAGGCGAACCUGGGCGUAACAAUCCUGCCAGAGCGAGACUCGGGCGAAUACUCGAUCACCUUCGACGAUUACUCGAACGUCCCCCGGAGAUUCGCUUAUGGACCGCAGCCACCUGACUUCAACGGGACCAAAUUCGCGCUCGAGCCAGUCGAAGACCGCGACAACCGCGAUUAUGGAGUGGCGAUGUUCUUCAGUUAUCUAUUCGAUAAAAUCGUCAUUCUGCCCGAAGGUGAUCUGAAUCCUCAAGACUUUGACAAGCGAGACGGAUCGAAGCCACAAAUAAGUCGUCGUUCAAAUUACUCAGGGUAUCUGAGAGAAGGCGACAAUCCUUGGUAUUGCUACUGGAACCAAACAGUGGAGGAGUUUUGGAUAUUUCUCGAGCAGGACCUCAACUCUUCGUCGUCGACCACUGCCAACGUCUCCGCCGCAGCAGCCAUGGCAAUGUCAUCGACAUCCUAUGGAGGUCCGGGCUCUACCGCCACGCCAUCAACACCACAGACCUCCUCACUACCAUCGCCCACUUCUGGAUCGAGCCCAACCGCAGCAGCACAAGCUAUGUACGCAGAGGUUGUUUACGAAAAUCCACCCGCCGAGCCUACGCCUUCCGACUGGUACGGACCAAGAUAUCAGCGGGUCAGACGAGCAACUCCUACUAGCGAGAGUCGAGGAACCUACCCGACGUUCCCCAACAUGAUUAAGAUGAUCGAGAAGCGAAAGCCCUUCGGAAAUAUAGAGCCUUACUGCCAGCAGAUGGUCGUCCUGGAUGAUUUUGUUGGCAUCGUCCCCAAGGAAGGCGGAGCGAUCAUCAACAUCGAAGAGAAAGAAUUCAACGACAACCCGUACUCUUCGCCCUCAUCCGAUGAUGAGACGAACAUUAUUGGUGAUCUGGAAAGCCUGUGCGUCUGCGAGUGGAGAUAUCCUCAGACCUGA